This is a messenger RNA of Ochotona princeps (American pika), 5683 nucleotides long. It is a transcript of the gene UBR2, whose product is annotated as ubiquitin protein ligase E3 component n-recognin 2. The record is from RefSeq and is a predicted model, not a curated record. The transcript is spliced from 47 exons. NCBI's taxonomy places the organism in Eukaryota, Metazoa, Chordata, Mammalia, Lagomorpha, Ochotonidae. Gene Ontology annotation, molecular function: zinc ion binding; ubiquitin protein ligase activity. The coding region runs from base 330 to 5585 and encodes 1751 amino acids. Gene Ontology annotation, biological process: ubiquitin-dependent protein catabolic process via the N-end rule pathway. Gene Ontology annotation, cellular component: cytoplasm; ubiquitin ligase complex.
GGGUGUUAUUGCCCCCUUCCCGGUGCGGGACGCGGCAGUGUCCAGUCAGGGUGUCAGGCCCCGGCUUUUCUGUGUCCUUUCCAGGGUCAGGGAGGAGGCAGUGACUUGCCUUUUGGGCGCUGAGCCCGGGAGGCAGUGCAGUAGGCCGCCGUCCCACCUGCCCGGUUCACGUCACCCUCCGUUCGCUCGCUCUCCUGCUCCACCCGUGGCCUCCCGGACGGCUCCAGGACUGCGUGCCUGAGGCAGAGGUGGCAGUCGCGGCUGACCGGACUGAGCCGAAGCUGCGGCCCUUAGGGCGGCGUUAGCUCUGGGGAGGAGGAGGAGAGAAGAUGGCGUCGGAGCUGGAGCCCGAGCUGCAGGCCAUCGACCACAGUUUGCUGGAUUGUUCCGCCGAGGAGAUCGCUGGAAAAUGGUUACAAGCCACUGACCUCACUAGAGAAGUAUACCAGCAUUUAGCCCACUACGUGCCCCAGAUCUACUGUAGAGGUCCCAACCCUCAUCCACAGAAGGAAGACAUGCUAGCCCAGCAAGUCUUAUUGGGACCUAUGGAAUGGUAUCUUUGUGGUGAAGACCCUACAUUUGGAUUUUCAAAAUUAGAAAGAGCAAACAAACCGUCUCAUCUUUGUGGUCGUGUUUUUAAAGUAGGAGAGCCUACAUACUCUUGCAGAGACUGUGCAGUUGAUCCAACUUGUGUUUUAUGCAUGAAGUGCUUUUUGGGAAGUAUUCACAGAGACCAUCGAUACAGGAUGACAACAUCAGGAGGUGGAGGUUUCUGUGACUGCGGUGAUACUGAAGCUUGGAAGGAGGGUCCUUACUGCCAAAAACAUGACCUGAACACCUCUGAAACUGAUGAAGAUGAGGAUCCCCUUGUGCAUUUAUCAGAAGAUGUGAUAGCAAGAACUUACAACAUUUUUGCUAUUAUGUUUCGCUAUGCAGUAGAGAUAUUAACCUGGGAAAAAGAAAGUGAAUUGCCAGCAGAGUUAGAGACAGAGGAACAGACUGAUACCUAUUAUUGCAUGCUGUUUAAUGAUGAGGUGCAUACCUAUGAGCAAGUUAUUUAUACUCUUCAGAAAGCUGUUAACUGUACACAGAAGGAAGCCAUUGGUUUUGCAACCACAGUUGAUCGAGAUGGGCGUAGGUCUGUUCGAUAUGGAGAUUUCCAGUAUUGUGAGCAAGCAAAAUCAGUCAUUGUGAGAAAUACCAGUAGACAGACGAAACCACUCAAAGUUCAGGUUAUGCAUUCGUCUAUUGUCGCACAUCAAAAUUUUGGUUUGAAGCUGUUGUCGUGGCUGGGAAGUAUUAUUGGAUUUUCAGAUGGCCUGCGUCGAAUCUUAUGUCAAGUUGGAUUACAAGAAGGGCCGGAUGGUGAAAACUCUUCUCUAGUGGAUAGACUGAUGCUCAGUGAUUCCAAAUUGUGGAAAGGUGCUAGGAGCGUCUAUCACCAGUUGUUCAUGAGCAGUCUACUGAUGGAUUUGAAAUACAAGAAACUAUUUGCUAUUCGAUUUGCAAAAAACUAUGAGCGUUUGCAGAGUGAUUAUGUGACAGAUGACCACGACAGAGAGUUUUCAGUCGCAGACCUCUCGGUUCAGAUAUUCACGGUUCCUUCACUUGCUCGAAUGCUCAUCACAGAAGAAAACUUGAUGACCACAAUCAUUAGGACUUUCAUGGACCAUUUGAGACACCGAGACUCCCAGGGCAGAUUUCAGUUUGAACGCUAUACUGCUCUGCAAGCCUUCAAGUUCAGAAGAGUUCAGAGCCUUAUCUUAGAUCUCAAGUAUGUGCUGAUCAGCAAGCCAACAGAAUGGUCAGAUGAGCUAAGGCAGAAGUUCCUAGAAGGGUUUGAUGCCUUUUUGGAAUUAUUAAAAUGUAUGCAGGGAAUGGAUCCAAUUACACGACAAGUUGGACAGCAUAUUGAAAUGGAGCCGGAAUGGGAAGCAGCCUUCACACUACAAAUGAAAUUAACACAUGUCAUCUCAAUGAUGCAGGACUGGUGUGCCUUAGAUGAAAAAGUGUUAAUUGAAGCUUACAAGAAAUGCCUGGCUGUACUGAUGCAGUGUCAUGGUGGUUUUACUGAUGGUGAACAGCCAAUCACACUAAGCAUUUGUGGCCAUUCAGUGGAAACUAUCAGAUACUGCGUUUCCCAAGAAAAAGUUAGCAUUCACCUGCCAGUUUCUCGAUUACUUGCAGGUUUACAUGUGUUAUUAAGCAAAAGUGAAGUGGCAUAUAAGUUUCCAGAGCUUUUACCUCUGAGUGAACUUAGCCCACCCAUGUUGAUAGAACAUCCUCUUAGAUGUCUUGUCCUGUGCGCCCAAGUACAUGCUGGAAUGUGGAGAAGAAAUGGAUUCUCACUAGUAAACCAGAUUUAUUACUACCAUAAUGUGAAAUGCAGACGGGAGAUGUUUGACAAGGAUAUAAUCAUGCUUCAGACAGGUGUCUCCAUGAUGGAUCCAAAUCACUUCCUGAUGAUAAUGCUUAGUCGCUUUGAACUUUAUCAAAUUUUCAGUACCCCAGACUAUGGGAAAAGAUUUAGUUCUGAGGUUACCCAUAAGGAUGUUGUUCAGCAAAAUAAUACUCUAAUAGAAGAAAUGCUAUACCUCAUUAUAAUGCUUGUUGGAGAGAGAUUUAGUCCUGGAGUGGGACAGGUAAAUGCCACUGAUGAAAUUAAACGGGAGAUUAUCCAUCAGUUGAGCAUCAAACCCAUGGCUCACAGUGAAUUGGUAAAGUCUCUGCCUGAAGAUGAGAACAAGGAGACUGGCAUGGAGGCUGUGAUCGAAACAGUUGCCCAUUUCAGGAAACCUGGAUUAACAGGACGGGGCAUGUACGAACUGAAACCAGAAUGUGCCAAAGAGUUCAAUUUGUAUUUUUAUCACUUUUCAAGAGCAGAGCAGUCCAAGGCAGAAGAAGCUCAGCGGAAAUUGAAAAGACAAAAUAGAGAAGAUACAGCACUUCCCCCUCCAGUCUUGCCGCCAUUCUGCCCUUUGUUUGCAAGCCUGGUUAACAUUUUGCAGUCAGAUGUCAUGUUGUGCAUCAUGAGGACGAUCCUGCAAUGGGCUGUAGAACACAACGGAUAUGCCUGGUCAGAGUCCAUGCUGCAGAGGGUGUUACAUUUAAUUGGAAUGGCACUACAAGAAGAAAAGCAGCAUUUACAAAAUGUCGUGGAAGAACAUGUAGUAACAUUUGCCUUCACUCAGAAGAUUUCAAAACCUGGUGAAGCACCGAACAACUCUCCAAGCAUCUUAGCCAUGCUGGAAACACUGCAGAAUGCGCCCUACCUGGAAGUCCACAAAGACAUGAUUAGGUGGAUAUUAAAGACCUUUAAUGCCAUUAAGAAGAUCAGGGAGAGUUCGUCCACCAGUCCUGUGGCAGAGACAGAAGGAACCAUAAUGGAAGAGAGUUCAAGAGACAAAGACAAAGCGGAGAGGAAGAGGAAAGCCGAGAUCGCCAGGCUACGUCGGGAGAAGAUCAUGGCCCAAAUGUGUGAGAUGCAGCGGCACUUCAUCGACGAGAACAAAGAGCUGUUUCAGCAGACCUUGGAGCUGGAGGCUUCUGCCUCCACCGUUCUCGAAAAUAGCCCUGUGGUUUCAGACAAGACACUUAUAGCAUUGGGUCCUGCAAAAACUCAGGUCUCUGAACAAAGACAAUUUGUGACCUGCAUAUUGUGUCAAGAGGAGCAGGAAGUUAAAGUGGAAAACAAGGCAAUGGUCCUGGCAGCAUUUGUCCAAAGAUCAACCGUAUUGUCAAAAAACAGGAGUAAAGUCAUUGAGGAUCCAGAAAAACAUGACCCAUUAUUUAUGCACCCUGACCUGUCCUGUGGAACACACACUGGCAGCUGUGGGCAUGUCAUGCAUGCUCAUUGUUGGCAAAGGUAUUUUGAUUCCGUUCAAGCUAAAGAGCAGCGAAGGCAACAGAGGUUACGCUUACACACGAGCUAUGACGUAGAAAACGGAGAGUUCCUUUGUCCCCUCUGUGAAUGCCUGAGUAAUACUGUUAUUCCUCUGCUGCUUCCUCCAAGCAAUAUUUUUAACAGGAGGUUAAGUUUUUCAGACCAACCAACUCUGACACAGUGGAUUGGAACAGUAUCUGAGCAAAUCAAAGCCUUACAGGCUCUCAGGAAAGAAGAAAGUGUUCCUAAUACUGCCUCUUCAAAGAAUCCAGCAAGCAUGGAUGAAUUACAGCACCCUGGAAGGUUCAAACCUGAGAACCCUUAUUCUGAGAGCAUAAAGGAAAUGCUAACGACAUUUGGAACUGCUACUUACAAGGUGGGCCUCAAGGUUCAUCCCAACGAAGAAGACCCCCGGGUGCCCAUAAUGUGUUGGGGCAGUUGUGCCUACACCAUCCAGAGCAUAGAAAGAAUUCUGAGCGAUGAAGAUAAACCGUUGUUCGGUCCUUUGCCUUGCAGAUUGGAUGACUGUCUGAGGUCACUAACAAGAUUUGCAGCAGCGCACUGGACAGUGGUGUCACUUUCAGUGGUACAAGGACACUUCAGUAAACUUUUUGCAUCAUUGGUGCCUGAUAACAGCCAUGAAGACCUUCCUUGCAUAUUAGAUAUCGACAUGUUUCAUUUGUUGGUGAGCUUGGUGCUGGCUUUCCCCGCGCUGCAGUGCCAAGAUUUUUCUGGGAUCAGCCUUGGCACUGAAGACCUUCACAUUUUCCAUCUGGUCACCAUGGCACACAUCGUACAGAUCCUGCUGACCUCAGGGACAGAAGAGAAUGGCAUGGAUCAAGAAAAUCCCACCGGUGAGGAAGAAUUAGCAGUUCUUGCUUUGUAUAAAACGCUUCACCAAUACACAGGAAGUGCCUUGAGAGGAGCCCCCUCUGGCUGGCAUCUGUGGAGAACUGUCAGAGCUGGGGUCUUGCCUUUCCUAAAGUGUUCUGCUCUGUUUUUUCAUUACUUAAACGGAGUCCCUCCCCCACCCGACAUUCAAGUUUCUACAACAAACAGUUUUGAACAUUUAUGUAACUAUCUUUCAUUACCGAGCAACCUCAUAUGCCUUUUUCAAGAAAAUAGUGACAUAAUGAAUUCACUGAUUGAAAGUUGGUGUCGUAACAAUGAAGUGAAAAGAUACCUAGCAGGUGAAAGGGCUGCUGUAAGCUAUCCAAGAGAAUCUAACAAAUUAAUAGACCUUCCAGAGGAUUACAGCAGCCUCAUUAAUCAAGCAUCCAAUUUCUCGUGUCCCAAAUCAGGUGGUGACAAGAGCCGAGCUCCAACUCUGUGCCUUGUGUGUGGGACUCUGCUGUGCUCCCAGAGCUACUGCUGCCAGACCGAGCUGGAAGGGGAGGACGUGGGAGCCUGCACGGCCCACACCUACUCCUGUGGUUCCGGGGCCGGCAUCUUCCUAAGAGUGCGGGAGUGUCAGGUGCUGUUCCUGGCUGGCAAGACCAAAGGCUGCUUUUACUCCCCUCCUUACCUAGACGACUACGGGGAAACGGACCAGGGCCUCAGACGAGGAAACCCUCUGCGCCUAUGCAGAGAGCGCUUCAAGAAGAUCCAGAAGCUGUGGCACCAGCAUAGCAUCACUGAGGAGAUCGGACACGCACAGGAAGCCAACCAGACCCUGGUCGGCAUCGACUGGCAGCACUUGUGAUGACAUCACUGCCAAAACCACAGGCCCGGAUUUCUGUAACCCAGCUGGCUUUUUAAGAAAGAGAUUAGGAAAUAAAUUGCAUCAGGUUUUGAAAUGGA